CGAGUUUUCAACCAUAGAGAGCAAAAAUACGGGCAUAGUUGCUCGUUCUCCAUUAACCCUCUUUGGCUACCUGGAGUGCGGAGACCCAUCCAACAUGGCGGCGACGCUGGAUUACGCUCAUACACGUAACGAGGCGUACACGUUUAUAAUGGCUCAGCCCUCGGUUUGCUAUUUGCUGUUCACGCUCACUGGGAGGUUCCUGUCCAAAAACACCCGGGAAAAGUCACAACUGACACAAAACCACCAAACCUCUAACUGAACAGUCUGUGUAAAAACCCUGCUCAAAAUGCCUGCUACUUCAGAUAUAGUCAUAGAGGAGGUCCAUGGGGAGUCCGGCUGUGAAGAAAAACCGAAGAGGACCCAGGAGGCUGCAGAGGAGAAGAAGAGGACUUUCGGGAUAUUUAGUGAUGAACGCGGGUAUCUGGAUCAAAUAGAGUACAUCAUGGAGAACGGCCGAAGAAAAGGGGACCGAACCGGGACUGGAGUCAUCUCUGUGUUCGGAGCUCAGGCCAGAUACAGUCUGCGAGGUAGGCUUAACGUGUAUUUUUCACUAUUCUGGGUGUUUAAUAUUCAGUAUACUGGUAAUUUUGAAGGAAGCAAAUGCAAGUUUUUUACCUCAACCCUCCUAUUAUCCUCAAAUAUUACUGACACGUUUUACCCUUGGGGUAUAUUUGUCUCCAGAAAAUGAUUUACAUGCAAAUGUUGACCAAGAUUUUUUGUCAGGUGCUUUGUUUAUUUGUUGAGUGCAUAAAUAACCCCUCAAUAAUGAAACCUGUUGACCUGCUCUCAAGCGCCACCAAUAGGCCAAACUUUUGUGGUCAUUGAGGUUGUCAUAAAUUGGAGAAGAUUUGUAUGAAAACUUUAAGAUACAUUUAUUCUACUUUUAGAGGAUGAACCCUACUGGUUUUAGUGAUGCUAUGACUUAGUAUCAACUCUGCACCUGUAGGUAUGGGGAUGUUAGGUCACACACGCAGAUAGGCGAGUUUUACACAGCCUAAACUGCUUGGGGUCAAAUUGACCUGAGAAGAACACCGAUGCUUGCAAUAUGUGUACAGCACAUUAAAAAAAUAUCAUGAUAAUUUAAUGCUAAAUCAGUUGUCUCCAUCAAAUUAGAAAAAGUCAUGAAUAUGAAGCAAAAAACCAAAAGUCAAGUAUUAUUUUUUCAAUGAUAAACAUUGAUCAGGGUCAAAUUCAAACGUUCGGGUAUUAAAGUGAAAUGCAUCCAUAUUUAUAAAAUAUCACCCAUAAAUUACUAAAAAUAAUCAGUCAUCAUUACACUUUCUACUUGUGCUACAUUUCAUGCGAAACAUCCGAUAAAAAUCAAUAUUGCGCAUCUUUUACACUUAAAUAACCAUGUUAGGUUGAAAAAAACUAUUUAAAUCUGUAAGCACAGAUGAAGCUGUAUGUUGAGCUGAAAAUAGCUGAAAUAGAAGAAACAGCCGCACACAAAUGUCCCAGGUCCUUUUUUCUUAUUUAGAGACAGUGACAUUGUUUGUCCACCAGAGAGCGACAGAGAGUUUACUCACUCCUCUGCCUAAAAUUUCCCAUGCUUUCAUGUUUAUUGUUAUUAUAACUGAUCAUGUGUAUGUUAAAUGUUGAUUCAAUGCUAGUCUAAGUGUUGGCUCCAAACCAGGAUCUGCUCAGACUACACAAACAAAAAUGUGUUUGGUAAUCUUAGUCAUGAAACCUGUUUCUUUUUUGUUGUUGUUGUUCAUUUUCAGAUCAGUUCCCCUUGCUGACGACCAAAAAAGUGUUUUGGAGAGGGAUCCUUGAAGAACUGCUGUGGUUUAUCAAGGUGAGGAAGGACAAAUUGACAACUUUAUCAACAUGUUCCCUUGUAUUAUGUUGUUUUCUUAACCAUGAAACUAGUUUGUUCGAUUUUAAAACCUCCCUACACGAAAAAGACACAUUAAACAUGAACCCUGCGGUGGAGUUGUUGUUGUAUUGCACUAAAAUUCAAAUGCAAUGAUCAAUUGUGGAUGGACUGACAUGUUAGGUUAGCUUUUUCUUUGGGUCUAAUACUUUCUUUCUUUAUGCGGUGAAAGGGAUCAACAAACGCCAAGGAGCUCUCAGAGAAAGGGGUAAAGAUUUGGGACGCCAAUGGGUCCCGGGACUUCUUGGACAAUCUCGGGUUCACAGAUAGAGAGGAGGGUGACCUUGGACCUGUGUAUGGUUUCCAGUGGAGGCACUUUGGUGCUGAGUACACAAACAUGCACGCAGGUAAAGAAAAAUAUACUAAUAAGUGCAAAUUUAAAAUGAACGCUUAAAAAUUGGGUAUGCUUUUUUAGCCUUUACAACCGAUAACUGACUCCUAGCGUUUAUAACUGUUUCUUAAACUUGUUUCUUUUCACAGAUUAUACAGGACAAGGUGUUGACCAGCUGCAGAAGGUGAUUGACACCAUCAAAAAGAACCCAGAGGACAGACGGAUAAUCAUGUGUGCCUGGAACCCCAAAGGUAAAGCUUCCUAAACUAAAUCUCAGCUGCUCCAGGACUCUUUUUGAACCUGAUUUCGAUCCAGUUGAAUCAUUUUGAAUCCACGUCCUCUCACAUCUUGAUGCAGACCUUCCUCUCAUGGCUCUGCCCCCCUGCCACGCUCUCUGUCAGUUCUACGUGUGCGACGGUGAACUGUCCUGCCAGCUGUAUCAGCGCUCAGGUGAUAUGGGCCUCGGGGUGCCUUUCAAUAUUGCCAGCUAUGCACUUCUCACUUAUAUGAUCGCACAUAUCACAGGACUGAAGGUAAGAGCGCUACUGUUCUCAUUUUAAGUGUGUCGACGUGAACUCCAUCACCUGACUUUUUUCACCUUCUUCCCUCCAGCCUGGUGACUUUGUUCACACUCUGGGAGAUGCUCACAUCUACGUCAACCACAUUGAACCUCUAAAAGUACAGGUGGGUUGGGUUAAGGAGGUUUGUUUGUUUGAUUUACACACUCUUAAUCCAGUUUGCACAGACUCAUCUGUUUAUAAUUGCAGCUUCAGAGGGAGAUCCGCCCAUUCCCCAAGCUGAAGAUUCUGAGAAAGGUUGAGAGUAUCAACGAUUUCCGCGCAGAAGACUUUGAGAUCUGUGACUACAACCCUCAUCCCGCAAUCAAGAUGCAGAUGGCUGUGUAAAUUUAAUGUGAUGAGGUAUGGAUGUGGUUUGUGGAGGGCUGGAGUAUCUGUGACAUUAAGGAUUUGUCAGUCAGCCCAAUUUUAAAUUGUUGUUUGUAUGUUUUGAACUUCAGUCCAUUCAAGUUACAGUUUGGUGAGCUGACACUUCAAAUAUGUUAAUUAAUACAGGGAAAAAAAGUCAUAUUUCAGUGCCAGAGUCUAAAAACUUGCCUCCAUCAAUGAUAGAUGUUGUGUUUGUUUCUGGAGUAUUGUUUUUUUAAAGCAGUAUUGCAUCAUUUUUUGUAUCAUAAACGUGUUUCAGAAUUUAAAUAAAGAAUUUAUACUUCCGCCA
This is a messenger RNA of Xyrichtys novacula (pearly razorfish), 3440 nucleotides long. Lineage: Eukaryota; Metazoa; Chordata; Actinopteri; Labriformes; Labridae. The record is from the annotation of a GenBank genome assembly.